AUGGAGUCCUAUAGUGAAAAAUUGACUACUCCCAAAACAACUGUAGUUGAUUUAAGUGUGGCAGAACUUGAAGAAGGCAAGAUAUUCAACAAAAAAGAUGCUGAUCUGGGGAUGGAGGUUGCCAAGCAAUCUCUAGGCUUAGAAGUAGAUGCUGAAACGAAUAAACGGUUAUUGCGUAAAGCAGAUUUGUACAUCUGCACUAUGAUGAGCGUUGUAUAUGCAGUACAGUACAUGGAUAAACAGACAAACUCUUACGCUUCUGUUAUGGGAAUGAGAAGUGAUUUGCAUAUGCAUGGAAAUCAGUACAGUUGGGUCGGAACCUGCUUUUACUUGGGUUACAUGAUUUUUGAAAUUCCAAGUUCAUUGGCUUUGCAGAGAUUUCCGAUAGCAAAGACCAGUGGACUAUUUAUUAUAUUGUGGGGAUUCGUUUUAUGCAUGACAAGCAUUCCAAAGACGUACGCCGGUUUCAUUGCCACCAGAACCGUGCUUGGUGUAUUAGAAUCCGCAGUUACUCCUGCGUUCAUGCUUUUAACUUCACAGUGGUACAAGAGAGAAGAGCAACUCCUCAGAACUUCCAUUUGGAGUGCUUCUGCUGGCCUUGGAGCCAUUCUUGGAGCGCUCAUUGCAUAUGGACUUGCUGAUCGUGAUUCAUCAACCCUGCCCAUGUCCUCAUGGAGACUCUUAUACAUUAUCUUAGGUGUCAUAACUAUUGCACUUGGUAUAGUGUUUUUGAUUCAUGUUCCUGAUGCUCCCUCUUCUGCGUGGUUUUUGAACGAUCAGGACAAGUUACUUGUGGUAGAGCGAAUUCGCUCUAAUAAACAAGGUUUCGGAAGUCGUCAUUUCAAGAUUUACCAACUCAAAGAAGUUUUUAGAGAUAUCAGGACUUAUUUGUAUUUUUUUCUAAUGGUUGCGGCAGAGAUUCCUAAUGGUGGUAUUGGGAGCUUCGGUUCCAUUAUGCUGACAGAUUUGGGCUAUUCCAGCAAAGAAGCACUACUAAUGGGAACACCAUUCGGGGCCGUUGAGUUCGGGGGCAUUGUUUUAGUAGGAUAUAUUGCGCAACGUACUCAACGCAGAAUGUUUGUUGCAAUGUUUAGCUAUUGCCUCAAUAUUUUGUCAGGGUGUUUACUAGCGUUUCCUACUUCACACAAAGCUCAACUGGCCGGUUAUUAUUUACAGGGUAUGGCAGUGAUCGGGUGGAUUUGUUUCAUAAGUUGUGUUACAUCAAAUUCUGCUGGGCAUACCAAAAAGGUUGUUACAAGUGCAAUCUGCAUGAUUGGUUACUGCGUGGGUAACUUGAUUGGACCUCAGACAUUUGUCAGUAAAGAAGAACCCCACUAUAGAAGUGCUAAAAUUGCAAUUGUCGUGUGUUUCGUAGUAUGCCUGUUUUUGACCAUUGCCGUAUAUCUCAUCAACCUGAGGGCCAAUCGACUCAGAGAUGAGAAAGACGAAAAAUUAGAUCCUUCUUUCAUAAACUCAGAAUUCGCUGAUCUUACAGAUUUCGAGAACCCGGAAUUCAGAUACGCGAUCUAA
Molecule: messenger RNA, 1530 nt
Organism: Lachancea fermentati
Lineage: Eukaryota; Fungi; Ascomycota; Saccharomycetes; Saccharomycetales; Saccharomycetaceae
Source: the annotation of a GenBank genome assembly